AUGGCGCAGCCGCUGCUCCGGAAAACUUUCUCCCGGCUCAGGGGCAAAGAGCGCCUCGGGCGCAAAAAGGCGGCGCAGCGCAAAGAGCCAGAUCCUCCACCAGCUGCUUCAGAGUCUGUCUUGGAGUCAGAACUGUUGGAGCCCCUCUCACUGGAUAAUGGAUGCAGGAAAAGUGCUGCCAUCACUGUGUCGAGGAAGCAAACUGGGGCCAAGUUCAUGUGGGGCAGCCAGGAAGAACCUCACAACAGGAAGCUAUGCCAGAGCAGCCUGAGUACAGCAGAGGGAUCUGCUGACCUGGAUGGAGGGCUGUUUCCAGAGAGCUUGCCAUGUGCUGGCUUGAUGGGAGCAGCUGAAUGCUCCCAUCAAGCCAACUGCUCUGGGGUUUGCAAUUCCAGCUUUAGCACCAAGUGCAGCAGCCAGGGUGCCUACCUGCAGAGUCUGGAAAGAAGCAGCCGCCACUGGGUACUCUCUUCAGGAAAGACCCAAGGAGCAGAAGAGCCAGUAGCUUGCUCCAGGGCUGAGCUGAAGGAAGCCAAAGUGCUGUGCAGCACUGAUGGAGAGAUCUGGUACAACCCUAUCCCUGAGGAUGAAGACCUGUGCAUUCCCAGCCUUGAAAGGAGAUGGGGCAGCCAUGCUGAGGAUAGGGGCAAGAAAGGGAAGCCGAGGGAUGUUAAAGCUGCUCAGGAGUGUGUCCACCCUGGCUCCUUGCAGCCAGCAGCCAGUGAUGACUUGUGGAUGUUGCCCAAUCAAGCCAGGCCUGCUAAGCAGGCUGAGGAGCUAAGCAGCCUGACCCAGCCCUGUG
Molecule: messenger RNA, 802 nt
Organism: Varanus komodoensis (Komodo dragon)
Lineage: Eukaryota; Metazoa; Chordata; Lepidosauria; Squamata; Varanidae
Exons: 2
Source: RefSeq, a predicted model, not a curated record